Eruca vesicaria subsp. sativa (arugula) is the source of this 2457-nucleotide messenger RNA. The record is from the annotation of a GenBank genome assembly. Lineage: Eukaryota; Viridiplantae; Streptophyta; Magnoliopsida; Brassicales; Brassicaceae.
AUGGAGAAAUCGGCGACGGAAUCUACGGCGGAAAACGCCGAUACUCUGAGGCUGGAGUUAAAGAAGACGAUGACGGAGAUUCUCGACGACGGAGGAGGUGUAAGCGAAGAUCGCGGCGAAACUGACGAAAGACGCUCGACUCUGAAACGUGAUGAGGCGAUUCGGAUCCUAAAUUCUCUGAGGGGAGUUGAAUCGAAGAUUCCGGACUCUUCUACGUCUUCUCCGGCGGCUUCUGUGCUCCAAGUACCGAAAGAGUUCAAGUGUAUGCUCUCGCGUGCGAUCAUGAGCGAACCUGUAGUCAUUUCAUCUGGCCAGACCUAUGAAAAGAGAUACAUCCAACAGUGGCUGAAUUAUAAACAGACAUGUCCCAAGACUAAAGAAGUCCUCUCUCACUUUUUGUCGUCACCCAACCAUGUGAUCUCUGAGUUGAUUACGCAGUGGUGUCAAGUCAACAAGUACGAUCUGCCAAAACCAUCUGAAGCACGCAUUGGGAUGUUCAGUGAUGACAUAGACCUAUUGCUUGAACGGAUCUCUUCUCCCUCCUCAGCUGAAGAUCAGACAGCAGCUGCAAACGAGCUGCGUCGUCAGACGAAGAGAUUUGACAAUGUCCCGGCCUUCUUUGUAACUGAGAUCCCUGAAUCCAUCACUCGGUUGCUCACUCCACUCUCUGCUUUAGGCGACGAUAUUGACUCUAACCCGGGCCUUCAGAAAGAUAUCAUCACUGCCUUGCUCUACAUCUCGAGUCUUGAGGAGAACAAAACAGAAGUUGCUCAGCAUCCUCUUGUGAUCCCACUCCUUACAAAGUCUCUGAAGCAGGGGAUCGAUAAGACAAGAAGAAACGCCGCAGAGGCUUUAUGGGAACUUUCAAAACUUGAUUCCAACAAGAGCAUCAUUGGGAACUCAGAGACACUCAAGGCUUUGGUUCAUGUCAUCAAAGAGGAUGAUUUCUCCGCCGCCAUAAACGCCUCUUAUGCUGUUUUCAACGUCUGUUUCAUACCGGAGAAGAGGGACCAAGUGGUUGCAGAAGGUUUGGUUCCGGCGCUGAUCAACAGGAUUAAAGAACGAAGCAUUGUGUAUAUCUACUUUGCUGUCUUGUCGCUUAUGACUACACAAAAAGGGGUGAUUGAAGAAAUUGAGGAUCUAGGGUUUGUGGAUGAUCUGUUCAGUUUCUUGAGGAAUACGAAGGUCCAAGGGAUUGGCGAGAACGUUGUAUCGAUCCUACUACGCAUGUGCGGUCUGAACACGGGUGACAAAGACAGGGAGAGGACUAGGCUGAAGCUGAUCAAGGAAGAGGAGGAUAAAUACUCGAUAUUCACGAUGAUUGCAGAGAAAGGAUCACAACGUGCAGUGACAGAAGCAGAGGCGAUUUUGCAGUGGAUCAAGAGAUCCGGGUUUUGUGUAUUCGCGCGAUCAAUGGAAGAAUCAAUGGCGGAAUCAACCGCAGCAACCGCCAAUACUCUGAAGCGGGAGCUAAAGAAGCUGCUGACUGAGAUUCUGUCCAACGGAGGAUCGCUGAAGGUGGAAGUGUCGAAAGAGUUCAAAUGCAUACUCUCGAACAAGAUCAUGAUCGAGCCUGUUGUCAUCGCUUCUGGGAAUACCUAUGAGAAAAGCUUUUUCACAGAGUCGCUGAAGGAUGCACCUACAUGUCCCAAAAGCAACGAAGUCCUCUCUCACUCUCUGUGUACACCCAACCAUUUGCUCGAUGAGUUGAUUACCAAGUGGUGUCUUGCCAACGGAUAUGAUAGGCUAAAACCAGCUGAUGAAGUAGUCACUGAGCUGUCAAGAGAUGGAAUAGAGUCGUUGCUUCAGAGGAUCUCUUCUCCCUCAUCAUAUGAAGAUCAGGUUCAAGCUGCAAAGGAGUUACGCUGCCAGACCAACAAGUUUCCCAAUGUCCGAGAUCGCUUUCUCACUCUACACCCUGGAGGAAUCACCACGUUGAUCAGUCCCCUUACUGAAUUGGGCUUUAGCAUCGCGUACAGCGCAACACUUAGGGCUUUGGGAGAGGUUAUUGGCGAGGGUGAAAUGGUAGCCUCCUUGGUAGCCAAUUCCGUAGUUUAUCAGCUCUGUCAAGAAUUUGGGCUCAGAGAAAUGGCGGUCGCUGAGGGUGUGGUUCCGGCGCUAAUGGGGAAGAUCGAAGCAGGAAGAUAUGCGGCUGAGUUCUUAAGUGUCUUGGUGUUACUUACUACGUACGAGCCAGGUGUGAAAGAAAUGGAGAAGAGUCCAAAGUUCAUGAACCAUCUAUUCGGUAUCUUGAGGAAAAGGAGUUGCUUAAGGUCUUGCGAGAACGCUGUAGUGAUCGUCAUUAACAUGUGCAACCUGGCCACGCAUCUCGGUAGACUGAGAGUAGUCAAUGAAGAGGAGAAUAAACAUGCGACGUUUACAAUGCUCACGAAGGAAGGAUCAUCAGAGAGUCUAGUGAAAAAUGCACAGAUGGUUUUACAGUUGCUCCAGCGAUAG